Messenger RNA from Geodia barretti, 1890 nucleotides. The record is from the annotation of a GenBank genome assembly. Lineage: Eukaryota; Metazoa; Porifera; Demospongiae; Tetractinellida; Geodiidae.
UUUUAUGUGACCACUCCUAUCUAUUACGUAAACGGCGAACCACACGCAGGACACGCCUAUACCACCAUCGUCGCUGAUGCUUUGGCGCGCUAUCAUCGCCUCAAAGGGAAUGAUGUUUUCUUCCUUACCGGCGUUGAUGAGCACGGUGCAAACAUACAUAAAGCGGCUGAAAAUUCAGGUCUUUCCCCGCAAGCCUAUUGCGAUAAAAUGGCACCUAUAUUCAUCAAACUUUGGAAACGAUUGAAUAUCUCCAACGACAUCUUCAUGCGGACGACAAGCGAUAUGCACAAGCGCGGCGCGGAGAAAUUCCUCACUGCCCUUUACGACAGCGGGGAUGUCUACAAAGGUUCUUAUGAAGGACAUUAUUGCCGCCCGUGCGAGCGGUUCGUUCCUGAAAAAGAGUUGACGGACGAAAAGCUCUGUCCGAUUCAUAAAUUGCCCUUGGAAUGGCUUGAAGAGGAGAAUUAUUUCUUUAGGCUCUCCAAGUACCAAGAUCGCUUACUCGCGCAUUUCCACGAGAAUCCAGACUUUGUCUAUCCUGCCGCUCGGCGCAAUGAACUUUUGAGCAUUCUCGAUUCCGGAUUGGAAGAUAUCAGCAUAUCUCGUUCCUCCGUUUCAUGGGGAAUUUCUUUGCCGUUUGAUCCUGAGCAUAUCGUCUAUGUCUGGAUCGAGGCGUUGAUGAAUUAUAUGACGGCACUCGGUUAUGAAACCGAUAGUGAGCAGUACCGCACUUUUUGGCCCGCUGAUGUUCACACAAUGGCAAAGGACAUCACCCGUUUUCAUGCGCUGAUCUGGCCCGCAAUGCUGAUGGCUGCUAACCUGCCCCUUCCCAAGCAGGUCGUCGCACACGGGUUUCUGACGAAGGAUGGCGAGGCGUUGAGCAAAACGCGCGGUAUUUGUCAUCGAUAUGGACUGGUGCCAUCGAAACCUACGGAUUGGAUGCGUUCCGUUAUUAUCUCCUGCGCGAAUUUAGUUUCGGAAACGAUGGCGAUUACCGUCCGGAUCGUUUGGCACGCCCGCUACAACGCAGAUCUCGCGAAUGACCUCGGCAACCUCCUCAAUCGCGUUCUCGGUUUAGUCAACAAGAACUUUGAAGGGAUUCCCGAACCGACAACAUCGGGUGAAUUUGACAACGAAAUCACGGCGAUGGCACAGACGACAGCAGAGAAAUUAGACGAGCACAUAAGCGCGUGCGCGUUUGACGUAGCGUUAGAAACCAUCUGGGAAUUUGUCAGACGCAUCAAUCGGUAUGUCCAACAGACGCAGGUCUGGACGCUCGCGAAGCCUGAGACCAAGCCGAGAAUGGGCACGAUCCUUUACAAUAGUUUAGAGGCACUGCGGUUCAUCUCUGUCUUGAUCUCACCUUUUGUUCCGGACACCGCUGAGAAGAUUCAGAAACAGAUCGGUCUAACGGAAUUUGAUACUGUCGCAGAAUGGGGGCGUUUACCUGUAGGAUUGACAGUCAGUAGAGGGGAACCCAUUUUCCCUCGUGUCGAUGUCAAAAAACAGAAACAGAAACAGCCAAAAGAAGCAGCACAACCAAAACAGAAGAAGGCAAAGGAAACGUCAAGACUUGUUUCCUUUGCUGAUUUCCAAAAAUUGGAUCUGCGAGUGGCGCGUAUCCUCAGUGCUGAACCGAUUGAAGGGGCUGACCGACUUCUCAAAUUGCAGGUAGACCUUGGCACUGAAAAACGGCAGAUGGUCGCUGGAAUUGCCGAACACUAUAAACCUGAAGCAUUAGUAGGUAAACAGGUAAUAAUCGUCGCGAAUUUGGAACCCGCCACCAUUCGCAACGUCGAAUCGCACGGCAUGAUCCUCGCAGGGAGCGGUGACUCCGUAGUCUUGGCAACCCUCGAAACAGAAAUGCCGCUCGGUACACAAGUCAGGUAG